GGUCGAAGCCUUCUGAGGGGUGCAGAAGGCUCUGUAACGUGAAUGUUUUCCCAUCUCCAAUUAUCAGAAAGGGCCAAAUCUCAUAUUUUCUUCACUGUAUUUGUAUAUUUCCAAGCUGAAAAAGGAUGGCGUCGGUCGUAUUGUCAAAAGUCAAGAGGAUGAACCAAAAGUACGAGCUGAAUCUAGGUCUGUACGUGCUCGAGCCGUGGGAAAAGUAUGUUGUCAACACAUUCGUCAUGGUGUGCGUGUUUUUUGUCGUCAGCAUGCUGGCGCGCAUAGCGUGAUGGCUCUAAGUCGCUUAUUUUUAGUCUAUUGUAUCAACAAGCAUAUCA
Messenger RNA from Linderina pennispora, 332 nucleotides. RefSeq lists its product as uncharacterized. Lineage: Eukaryota; Fungi; Kickxellomycota; Kickxellomycetes; Kickxellales; Kickxellaceae. The record is from RefSeq and is a predicted model, not a curated record. The transcript has a single exon. The coding region runs from base 126 to 284 and encodes 52 amino acids.